Messenger RNA from Pantherophis guttatus, 1198 nucleotides. The record is from RefSeq and is a predicted model, not a curated record. Lineage: Eukaryota; Metazoa; Chordata; Lepidosauria; Squamata; Colubridae.
CCUAUCAGGGCGCCGGAGCGCGAAGGUCGGCAGAACUCCCGCCAAAUACGAGCGAGGAGCGAGCGGACGGGCCGGCGGGCGGUUGGGCAUAGAGCGAGCCGGACGGCGCCGGCCGAGGCGGCGAGCCUUCGCUGUCUCUCCCGCCCCCCCCUCCCGGGGAUGUGAGGGGGAGCGAAGGUUUCCCGCCGCCCGGCCGCUCUUCUCCUCAGGCAGGCAACUAUGGAGUGUCGAAAUAAAACAGGAGUUCCAGCUCGGAAGCUAAUCCAAGCUCGACUGCCCUUCAAGCGCUUGAAUCCCAUACCAAAGGAGAAAAAUGACACAAACCCCGAAGUGAAAAAAGCCAGGAGCGUGCAGAACGCCCUCGACCAAAACGCGGCUUACCCUGCCUCGCCGCAUACAUUGUCGGACAAUGUGGAAAACAGUUGCGAGGAAGAAACGGAAUCCCCUGUUCCAAAACUGAUUAAUGGCAAGGGUCCCCUCGAUAACUUUGUGCAGAAAAGUAUAAAAAAUGAUACAAGUCAGUCUCGGCUCUUCAUAGACUUGACGGACGACGACCCUCCUCACAGACGGGAUGAGAACACGGGUCGCACCAAGUCCAGCAUCAGAGUAGCAUCUCCUGAGGAAACCCCAAAGGAGAAAGAAGGCCAGGCUGCGUCCCCAAAUUCCUCUUGCACCGCUCAGGAGGUGGAUCCUUGCUUAGAAACCGGCUUCGAUGUAACAGAGAAGGAAUUACCAAGCGAGGCAUCCACCGAGAUAGAAACUAAUACUUCCACGGAGGAUAAACCUCAGAAUGUCAUAUUUGAACGGAAAAUGCCAGUCGUGGUUCUGGAGGACAUCUUGGCCACCAGAUCUCCUCAAGCUGCGGCUUUGGAAAGGAGCGCAAAUUCUGAAAACGAAACCAUGGAAUCUUGUCCCGAAGAGGACACGCCAUGUACAAAUUCCUCCUUAAGUUCCCUCUCUCUUACCAGCUCCCCUGAGUCUCGGGCGACCAAGGAGCAUAACGUUAAUCCACUAGCUGCUUCAACACCGGUGUGGAAGGCCUCUCCAAAGGUCCAUCGAAGUUCUGAGGAGAAGGAGAAACUCAAGCUACAGAGGGUGAGAGGAUUCCACUGACUAACUGAAUUUACUCGCUGAAAAGUGAGAGUGUGUGGGCUUAAGAAAGUGAUGUGGAAGACAAUAAUAAAUGGUUUUAAUGACA